Molecule: messenger RNA, 1975 nt
Organism: Fomitiporia mediterranea MF3/22
Lineage: Eukaryota; Fungi; Basidiomycota; Agaricomycetes; Hymenochaetales; Hymenochaetaceae
Exons: 3
Coding region: 29-1603 (524 amino acids)
Source: RefSeq, a predicted model, not a curated record
CCUUCCUCUCUCCCCGCCAUCUAGUACAAUGUCGACGAUGGAAAGCACAGCCAGCUCGGCUGCCCAAGUAAUGCCGCGACGACGUUUGUCGCAGAGCUCAGCUCGAGUCUGCAAUCACUGCGAGUGCCACGACCAUACUAGUAUACAUGCGUCACCUCACUCAAGUCACUCCGGAUCACUUCCAUCGCCGCCCGACAGUCCACCGCUCGAUCCAUACACCGAUUUCGACCUUGAUUCUAUUUCCUCCUUCCCAUCGGGCUCGUCGAGUGUUUUCUUCUCCUCAAGUGCAGGCUCACCCCACUCACAACCCCGUCAACAAGAACACGUGCACGACUCAGGGCCUGGUCUUAUCAUCCCCUCGCUUACCCUGCCCUCUGCGCUACAGCAUCCGACUCCGUACGGACAGACUCUAGGAGAUUUGUCAUUGCUGCUGGUUGGACCCUCAGGAUCAGGCAAGACUGCGCUCGCCGAGUUCCUUGCCGACGCAGAUGACGUCGUCGACUCUGUUGAGUGGGAAGACAUUCAGGGCGGCCGAGUAUUACGCGUCUCAACGGACUGGAUUGAAGAGCAUGAUGCUCACGGACUUGAACGCUUCGAAGGGACGGCCAAUGUCAGCUUCACGGAGCUUGACGGGUUCGAUUCUACUGUAAAGCCUGAAAGUGUAGCAGAACGGAUACUCGAACCUAUUCACGAUGUGUUUCGUGAUGUCCGCGAUCAAACCGUCGGCUCUCCGUCUUCGCCGCUCUUACACUCCCUCCUCUCGUCCUCACACUCUCCGCUGUACACCGCGUUGAUUUACGUUACUGCCACCCCAUUGACCCAACAAGAUUGCGAGAUCAUCUCGGCCCUGUCUUCCGCGAUUCCCGUCGUACCAUUCUGCACAACUUCUCUAUCAUCCGCUCUCACGCCAUUCUCACGUGGUCUUAGCUCGCAGCCCAAAUUAUCAAGCUUCCAGCCGCACUCGCAGCUAUCGCUCCGUACCGGCCUAUUUCGUGCACCUCAAACAGUAGCUGCGCUCCGCGCCGAAGCGGCCGAUCGUUUCAUGAGAUGGCGCGAAGUCGAACGGGCCAUCGAAGAUAUUGCACCUCCUUACCGGACAUCUGCGAUUUCUCAUGCACAUGGGUUUGCGGCGAACAGGCGUUCCACAAUAACGCAGUAUACAGGAAACCCCGAGGCCGUGGAGAAAUGGAGCAAGGCCGCAUGGGAGACGAUGUUAUCUGAGGACGUCGCACGGCGUUUGCAGCAUGACAAGAUUAAUUCGAGUUCCGGGUACAAUUCCCUUUCAAAUAGCGUACUGUUCACCGGAGCUCCAUGCUUCUCGCCAGCGCUCGAUCCACUUCAUUUCCGCUCGCUAGUGCUGCUGUCCAUGUCACUCCUUUCACCUCGACCUCCCUCCCUCAGCCAGAGUCCACGAUUGAAGACAGAAAGCGCAACUUUGGAUGAUACGCUCACAACAGCGCGUCCUUCUUUGUCGAGGUCUCAAUCCAGGAGAGGUAAAGGCGGGACAGAUGCCGGGAAUGGAGGUUGGCGUGUUCUGCGUUGGAGCCUCGCACUCUUCUGCGCAGGUAUUGGUAUUGGAUGUGUGCUCUCUGCUCUUGCUUGAGAGUAUAUCUGUAAGGAAGAAAAACAGCCCACCGUGGACACGGUCCCUCCACCGUUUAUCUUCACGCUUAUUUGCGAUGCCCGAAUCCCGUCCAUAGCAUGUUUAACGAUUUGCUUGCUUUCUGGCUGAUUCGAUCCGCAUAUAGCCACACCUCGCACAUUAGUUUAUUAAUUGUACAUAUUGUGUUGUGAUAGCAAGUCCUAGUUUCGUUGAUUUCCUUAUCUUACCACACGUACUGUCCUUUCGCUGUUGUCGCUGUCUUUGCAGCUGUAUUCUUCGUGUCGUUCUUUCGUCCUAGCUUCGCUUGUUCAUCUGAAGUUGUUCGGCUUGUAUGUACUAUUAGUAUUAUUGCAGUGUAUUGAUGGAACUGAA